Aethina tumida (small hive beetle) is the source of this 4036-nucleotide messenger RNA. RefSeq lists its product as uncharacterized. The record is from RefSeq and is a predicted model, not a curated record. The transcript is spliced from 12 exons. Bases 357 to 3371 code for a protein of 1004 amino acids. Gene Ontology annotation, molecular function: RNA binding; metal ion binding; ubiquitin-protein transferase activity. Gene Ontology annotation, cellular component: CCR4-NOT complex. Lineage: Eukaryota; Metazoa; Arthropoda; Insecta; Coleoptera; Nitidulidae. Gene Ontology annotation, biological process: protein ubiquitination.
UUCAUUUGUCCACAAAAUUUGACAGUCAACUUUGGCACAAGCAGUUUUCGAGCUAUGUUGAGAGAAAGUCCCAGUUAAAUUAAAAUAAAAGUAAAUUUGUCUGACGACAACAAAAACCGCGAGCAGCUAAAAAAAUUAAUAAAACAUAAAAUUCGUUCGCCCCAAACCAGCGUGCGGCCCCGCAACCGAACGGUGUGAACGUCGCCUAACAGCCGAACAACCCAUUCCGCACGACCACGGCGCAUCGCUUCGGCGCAAAAAUCCACCAGCAGCCAUAUUGCUAACUGUCUAUCCGAAAAAUUUUGUGAUUUGAAAGGUGAUUUGAGUUGUGUUGCGAGAAGGGGUUCAUCGUAACAAUGUCCGUGUUAAACCAAAGUGGCGAGGAACAGCAGGAGUGUCCCCUAUGCAUGGAACCGCUUGAGGUGGACGAUCUGAAUUUCUAUCCGUGCACUUGUGAAUAUCAGAUAUGUCGUUUCUGCUGGCAUAGGAUUCGAACGGACGGCAACGGACUGUGUCCGGCUUGUCGUAAGGCCUAUUCGGAGAAUCCGGCCGAUUUUAUACCGUUGUCUCAAGAACAGGUGGCCAAACUGAAGGCGGAGAAGAGGCAGCGCGACCAGCAGCGCAAGGCGAAGCUGAGCGAGAGCAGGAAGCAUCUGGCCAGCGUGCGCGUCGUCCAACGCAAUCUGGUCUUCGUCGUUGGGCUGCCGGUCCGGCUGGCCGACGCCGAAACGCUACGUCGUCACGAGUACUUCGGCAAGUUCGGCAAAAUACACAAGGUGGUCAUAAACCAGUCGACGUCGUACGCCGGCUCGCAGGGUCCCAGCGCCAGCGCCUACGUCACAUACAUGAAGUCGGACGACGCCCUGAGGGCGAUACAGAGCGUCAACAACAUCACGAUCGACGGACGACAGAUCAAAUCCAGUCUGGGCACGACCAAGUACUGCUCUCACUUCAUGAAGAACCAGCCCUGUCCGAAGCCGGACUGCAUGUAUCUCCACGACUUUGGUGACCCAGAGGCCAGCUUUACUAAAGAACAGAUGCACGCGGGCAAGCAUCAGGAGUACGAGCGGAAAUUGCAUGACGCGCUGGUCGCACGUACCAACAACAACAACAACAACAGCAGUGCGACGACGCCGGCCGCAACGACGACGACGACGACGGCGAUGACGACGGUCGCGUCGGCGCCGCCCACUCACCAAACGCCGCCGGCAAACAGCGGCAAAGGGUGUGGUGGGAAAGAGGGUGGCGCGAACGGUAACGGGGGCGCGACCAAAGACGGCUGGCCCCAGCUGAACGUCGACAAAGAGCCGACGACCAAAAAGGAGAAGGAGAAGGCGAAAAAGUCGAAGACGAAGUCGGCCAGCGAGAAGCAGGGCAAGGACAGGGGUGGAAAGGGCGGUUCCGACGGCAAGACGGACGGCAGGACGGGUGGCAAGGCGGACGUCGCUGUGUUUGCCGAGGACACAAACUCAAACGUGUCGUCGUCGCCGACGCACGACCCGUCAGACCGGUCAGUCAGUCCGGAAUCGAUCGACAUCGCCGUCGUCGGCGGCGGCGGCAGCAGCAGCAGCAGCAACAACAGCGGUACCACGGGGUCGUCGUCAAUCGACCGGCCAACAACGCCACCUCACCACCAGCGACAGCAACAACCGCGACCGCUGUCGGCCGUGUCGCGACAGUUCGACGACGACGACAACACCAGCUUCUUCUCGUCGGGCAACACGUUCGCACGCCUCCACCACCGUAUGCCGAACGCGAUCGGCGACCGGGACCGGUCGACAAGCGACGACGGCGACACGACGGCUACGGCGAGCGGUGGCGACGACGACGCCGACGACGAACGAUCGACUAUGAGUCACAACGUACACCACCACCAUCACCACCACGUCCACCACCACCCGCACGAAUCGAUACUGACGGACGUGCUGCCCAAUAUUAAUACGUCCGAGGACUGGGUGGCGGCGUUCGGGCUCAACAGGCAACCGUUGCAUCGGCGCACCGGUUCGUCGACGGCGCCCAGUGCGGUGGAUAUUGAUCGGGACGAUGAUGAUGGGUUUGGUGUUACGCCUCUAAUGCACAAUGGUUUCGGCAAAGACAUAGGUCUGUACAACGACGCGAUCCUGGACAUGCUGAAUAAAACGACGGUGCCGAACGGAUUCGGCGUGCCGCCCACCUCGCAGUCGAACGCGCCCCAUUCGCCGCAGGCCGCGGUCCACAACGGCCACAACGGCUUGGACAAUCCGAUGUCCAAGUUCUUUAUGGACUUCCACAAUAACAAGCAACAGCAACAGCAGAACGGGCUGACGAACCACCAUCACCACAAUAGCCACCACCAUCAGCCACACUCGUAUCUGAACCAGACUGAGAGGUUGAUCUAUCUGCAACAGAAGCAGCUGGAGGAACAGCUGUUUAACAUGAAUUUCGGCAACAAGUUGUUUGGAGGAGGAAGCGGCGGCUCCAUGUCCGUGUUCCCGCAACAGAACGGUCUGACCGGCCUCGGCAACCACUACAUGAACGGCGGCGAUCACAGUCCCUCACAGUUCCCGCUGUACGGCGGGGGCGGCGGCGGCGGAGGCACCAGCACACCCACCAAACUGGGUUCGACGUCCACAUCGUCGACGUCGACGAGCAACAGCGGCAGUCGCGAGGACGAGCUCGACUUCGAUCCGAUACAGGAGACGCAGAAGGCGUUCGCCGAAAUGAUGGCGAACGAGCAGCAACAGAAACAGAACGGGACGGCGAGACAGCAUCAGCAGCAACAGAACGGCGGCAGCAGUUAUUUGCCGCCGCCGCCGCCCGGUUUCGUGCAGCCAACCAACACACACAUGAAUUCAUUCGGUAGUAAAAUUUUCCCGUUCCUGAGUAUGUCGUCGAGCAGUUCACAAGUCCCACAGACCAAUUCACAACAGAACUGGCCCAGUAAUUUUAGUUCGCCCUCGCCGCCUCAACAGUCACACAAUCCACACAAAAACAGUGUCAGUAAUACAGAUUGGAAGGUGUUGGACCCGGCAAUUCUGUCGUCGAGCCGCCACUUUUCGUUGGCCUCCAACGUCGCCCCCAUGCGAGAACAUUAUCCUCCCAAUUUACAAUUAGGUCAACUUUUAGGUUCCCAACAAAUUCAGCAACAACAACAACCACAGAACGGCAUUCCGCCGCAGCUGAGGAACUUCGACUUCACGAACAAUGCCUUCAGCAGCUUCACGCAACAGUUCCAUCAGCACCAACAGCCGUCAUAUAACAGCUACACGCAACAGCUGAACAAUUUAAAUCAGAGCAGUCUGAAUUGGUUCGGCGGCGGCGAACUGAACACGAACACAAUUUCGAGCCCGCCGGGCUUUAGGAACCAGACCACCAAACAGCAGGAGUGCUAGAAAAGAGAUUGGAUGUAUGAGAGACAAGAUUUAUCGAAGUAUAUUAUUGUAUUAUUAAAGCAAAACUAAAAAAAAAAUUUAUGUGCAUACAUUACACACAACACACCAGGACCUAUUAUUAAUUAAUUUAAUUCGUUUUCGGUAUGGAUCACCACUGUCAUUAACAUACGCCCAAAUCUACUUCUGGAGGACAAUGUAAAUAAACGAUUUUAAAUUGGUUCAACACGGCGUUUUUCUAUUGUGUCCGUUUUAUUUGACGUGCAAUAUUUGAAAAUUACUCGGGGUUCCUUUACAACGUACGAUUUGAAUUCGUAAAAGAUGCGGGGCACCUAACUUUUAAUGCGUACCAAAAGUUUCGACACAAUGUGCCCCAGAACCUCCGUCUUUUACGCGUUCCGAUGCGUCCCUGGAAGGAACCUCGGGGUACCACAAUUGUUUAGUUAAUUCCGCUGAAAAUUAUGCUCCAUACGGCUAGAGAAAACGUAUAUUGAAUUUGUGAAUACUUGCAAGUACUGAAAGUGCUUUAAUAUUAUUAUAAAAACAAAACUGAAUUGGGGGUGCUUGGACAUCAACAUAAAAAUAAAGAAAAUCAAUUAAACUAAUAUUAUUAUUCAUUUGAUUAUAUGAAAUAAAUAAAACAGCUAAAUAUAUGAUAUGAAAUUAUA